CGACGACGGCGACAGUGUGACUGCGGUAGAUCUUGGCACGCGGAGUGGCGCGAGUGGCGGCCGUGGUACAGCUUGAAGGAGAUCUCCCAGGAAGGCCGACAGGAUGGUUGGACGGCUGCCUAACGGCAGACCGGCAGGCACAUCCGGCGGAUCUAUCAAUCGCCAACGCAGUGCGGGGUCGGUGGCGAAGCAGCCGUACGACCCGACGUUGUAUGCGCACCUGCCUUCUCACGAGAUUCCUCUGCCGCCGUCGGAUGACGAUGGGGGGGAAGCCAGGUCGCCGACUUUGCCGUUGGGAAGCGGUUCUACGCAGGACUGGGCGGCGACUCAAUCGUGCGGCGGCAGGGGGGUGGAGACGCAGUGGUCUUACACGUCACUUCUAAACGAGGGGCUGUGCGAUGACGACGGCGAUGCAACGGUCGAUCUGAGCUUUCAGCUGUCGAGCAGCAGCGGAGCAGCCGCGACGCACACUCGGAUCAUCAAUUCCCACCCGGGUGGGGAUUGCGAGGAAAACACGCAAGGCGCUGUCUGCGGCCCACGAGACGGCGGUCUGCCUCAAUCGGUUCGCGACGGUGGAGGUGAUCGUAAUAACUCGUCGCUGAGCGUCGGUGGAGGAUUCGGUGCGCGUAAACGACCGGACCGGAUGCGCUUGUCGCCUGCGGCGCGAAGCGGACCGGACGCUACUCGAGGGCGGCAGCCGGCGGAGGAUUUGAUUGGGGGAGGUCCGGACGUGCAACGCGACGGCAGGCAGGUCUGGGUAGAAUGCAGGCAGGAGUUGCAUCGAGGUGAAACGGAGACGAUAACCAGAGGGGUGCAAGGACUGCACGUCGACGAAGUGGAAGACGUGGCUGUUGAUGAGGGGCAGGGGUGUGACGACGUGGACGGCGAGGACGGUUGCAAGUCCGACGAUUUACCAGACAUCAGGCCGCUUGGGAGGAGGGCGACGAGAGGCGGAUCCGGUGCUAAGAAGGGCCCCGCCACGAAACCGAGACGGACGAAGAACAUGGAUGACGAUGGCGAGGGCGGCCGGAAUUUCUGGUCGGUAGGAGACACGGUCGCGCUCGUGAGGGCGAAAAGGGAUCAAGAUCUGUAUAUUGCUGGCCUGGGGAUUAGUUUCGCCCGCAUGAAAACGGCCGCGUGGAAGUGGGAGGACGUGCGGGUGAGGUUGCAGGCGAUGGGAGUGACGAGGGAUGCCGUCGACUGUGGGAAGAAAUGGGAUAACUUGAUGCAACAAUUCAAGAAGGUGCACAAGUUUCAAAACCUCUCCGGCGGGAAGGACUACUUUAGGCUUGCUUCGAGGGACAGGCGAUCGGAGGGCUUCAGCUUCGUCAUGGACCGGAGCAUGUGCGACGAAAUGGAGGCCAUGACGAAGGGGGAUCACACGAUCCACCCGACAAAUUUGGCGGACACUGGGGCGGCGGGGGGGGUUCAAAUGCCCGCAGGCGCGGGGGGGAGUGGGGGCACCAUGGGCGGCGAUGGUGGAGGGGAGACGGCAGACGAGGAGCAGGGGUCGACGAAAAACUCGUCAUUCAGCGCGGGAAGCGGCGGUGGUUAUGGGAAGAGGAAGAACAUGCGGCAACAAACCUUUAAAGCCGUCGCCGACGUCAUGGAGAAGCAUGGUGCACUCAUGGGGAGCAUAAUGGACAGCACUAGCAAGCGGCAAUGCUCUAUGAUGUCACGGCAGUGUGAAAUCCUGGAGAGCGAGGUGGAGCUGCAGAGGAAACACUAUGCAGCAGCGGAUGAGGCGAAUAGAAUGAUCAUAAAGUUGUCCUUGCGGCAUAUCCAGUACUGGAGGUCGGUGCACACGGUGACCAGCGACGAAAUCCGCGCGGGACGCCACUUGCCUUUUGUCCUCGACGCACCUCGCAGCCAUCGCAUGGUCGCCCCUGUCUUCGCGCUCCACGAGUGGGACUUCUGCACUGUCGUCGUCGAUCGCGCCCGACGAUCCUCUAGCAAGCACAAGGACGUCCACGCGGAGCAGACUGUUCUUAUCGUCGCGGACAACUCUACGUCGUUCGGAGGGGGUCGGCGGCAUGUCCCCAAGUUGAAGAGGCUCCGUUCAGAAGAGCCAUCACCAAAGGACCCUGUCCGGCGAGGGCGGUAUUGGGCGGCAUCGAACGAAGACGAAGAUGACGACGUGUUCACGACAGAGGAGGAAGCAGCAGAUGACACCGUGGCGGCACCCCGGGGCAGCAGUCUUCAAACGAAGAAUGAUCAAGCCGCACCAAGGAGAUUGCUCACACCCCCCCCGGAGAGGCAACAAGGUCGUGGGCAGAGCAACACAAAAGCUAAGGAGAUUGUCGUCGACGUCGGCGACGAGGACAAUAAGCCAUUGGAAAGCCUCAGGCAGCGAAAUGCAAUGCAAGGUGCCACCGCGACGGGAGUAAGGCUACGCGCUGCGCAUGAAGAAAGGCCACCUCAGGGCGCCAUGCCGUCCACGCCCUCACAACCGCGACUGUGCAACACGGCUGCAGAUGGAGGAUCUACCGAACGCGGGGGAGGUGCGGUGGCCCAGCAAGAAGCGCGCGUGGCGAGCGCUGGUGCAGGCGCGGGGUGCUCGGGCAAUGUCGCUGUCGUGGCGGGGGCGAGAGAGGAGGUUCCUGUUGUGGAUCGGGAGGUUGCGCGCGGUGAGAAUAAGGGCGAAAAAGAGGAUGACGACCCCCUUUUAAGCCGGGAGCGGAGGGGAGGGUUGGCGAGAGAUCUUGCCGACCGUGCCCGCUUGUGGGUCGACGACAAAGCGUUCUGGACAACGGGGAAGGGGCGCCGGCUCUACGACAUCGUCCACCGAAUGCGGGAGCACUUCGAGGCCGUCGCCAGCGGGGUGCAAGCGCCCGUCGUGUCCAGGAGCGUCGUCAUGCCGAAAUCCGCGACGACCCUCACGAGGAUUGUUGAUCCCGCUCAACUACAGCAAGCGAUCAUCCGCCGGGGGGCUGCAGAGAACAUAGUUCUGCGCCUCUUGCAUGGGUGGGUGUUCAAGUCAGGGAACCGCCCCCGCGGAUACAAUCUCGCUUUCCAGUACGCGUUGGAGUCGGUGGCGACGAACCUUGUGCGCGUUAUGUGGUACGGUGAGGAGUGGAGCAACGUGGUGAGCGUGCCCGUUUGCGCGCACACGAUCGACCUCAAUAUGGACAUGCCACUGUGGUUUGUGGGAAUGAACAUCGACGACAGGCCGGAGGACGACGACAUGGCUACGUACCAGGAGUCGACCGUCAUGUGAGUCGCGCAUGCAUUUCUCGUCGUCGUGCAAAUGGGUGGCAGCGUCGACGACGGGUUCAUAUCGCACGA
Messenger RNA from Chara braunii, 3285 nucleotides. NCBI's taxonomy places the organism in Eukaryota, Viridiplantae, Streptophyta, Charophyceae, Charales, Characeae. The record is from the annotation of a GenBank genome assembly.